Sus scrofa (pig) is the source of this 10404-nucleotide messenger RNA. It is a transcript of the gene ABCA1, whose product is annotated as ATP binding cassette subfamily A member 1. The record is from RefSeq and is marked provisional. Gene Ontology annotation, cellular component: intracellular membrane-bounded organelle; membrane. Gene Ontology annotation, biological process: transmembrane transport; lipid transport. Lineage: Eukaryota; Metazoa; Chordata; Mammalia; Artiodactyla; Suidae. Gene Ontology annotation, molecular function: ATP hydrolysis activity; ABC-type transporter activity; lipid carrier activity.
AACAGGCUUUGACCGAUAGUAACCCCUGUGCUCAGCGCCGCCGAAUCUAUAAAAGGAACUAGUCGCGGCAAAACCCGGGUAAUUCCGAGGAAGAGUGAGUGCAGCCGGGGCCUUGAGGACACCUCUCUCCCCUGGCGAAGGUGGGCUGGACAGGGGUCUCCGCGCUACCAGCGCCGCCACAGCCAAUUUCUCCAGGCACUUUGCUCCUCUUCCCACACUUCUCGGGAAGGAUUUUUCAAGGGGCAGGGGCAAGAGACGCAAACACAAAAGUGGAAAACAGUUAAUGACCAGCCACAGCGCCCCUGCUUGAGCUCUGGCCACUUCCUCCACGGGGCUCCCGAGCGGAGCCACACGCAGGCUGCUGUGGUGCCAGCUGAGGUAACAUGGCUUAUUGGACUCAACUGAGGUUACUGCUGUGGAAGAACCUCACUUUCAGAAGAAGACAAACAUGUCAGCUGUUGCUGGAAGUGGCCUGGCCUCUAUUUAUCUUCCUGAUCCUGAUCUCUGUGCGGCUGAGCUACCCACCCUAUGAACAACAUGAAUGUCACUUUCCAAACAAAGCCAUGCCCUCUGCAGGAACACUUCCUUGGGUUCAGGGGAUUAUCUGCAAUGCCAAUAACCCCUGCUUCCGUUAUCCGACUCCUGGUGAGGCUCCUGGGGUUGUUGGAAACUUUAACAAGUCCAUUGUGUCUCGCCUGUUCUCAGAUGCUCGGCGGCUUCUUUUGUAUAGCCAGAGAGACACCAGCAUGAAGGACAUACACAAAGUUCUGAGGACAUUAUACCAGAUGGAGAGAUCCAGAUCAGGCUUGAAGCUUCGGGACUUCCUGGCAGACAAUGAAACCUUCUCUGAAUUCCUGCAUCACAACCUCUCUCUGCCAAGGCCUACUGUGGACAAGAUGCUGGGGGCUGAUGUCAGACUCCACAAGGUAUUUUUGCAAGGCUACCAGUUACAUUUGACCAACCUGUGCAAUGGAUCAAAAUUAGAAGAGGUGAUUCAGCUUGGUGACCAAGAAGUCUCCAGGCUUUGCAGCCUGCCAAGGGAAAAGCUGGAUGCAGCAGAGCAAGUACUGCGUUCCAACAUGGACAUCCUGAAGCCGAUCCUGACGCAACUAAACUCCACAUCUCCCUUCCCGAGCAAGGAACUGGCUGAAGCCACGAAAGCUUUGCUGGAUAGUCUUGGGAAUCUGGCCCAAGAGCUAUUCAGCAUGAAGAGCUGGAGUGACAUGCGGCAGGAGGUUAUGUUUCUGACCAACGCGAAUAGCUCUAGCUCUUCCACCCAGAUCUACCAGGCAGUGUCCCGCAUCGUCUGUGGCCAUCCCGAGGGCGGGGGCCUGAAGAUCAAGUCCCUUAACUGGUAUGAGGACAACAACUACAAAGCCCUCUUUGGAGGCAAUGGCACCGAGGAUGAUGCUGGCACUUUCUAUGACAAUUCCACAACUCCUUAUUGCAAUGAUUUGAUGAAGAAUCUGGAGUCCAGUCCUCUUUCCCGCAUCAUAUGGAAAGCUCUCAAGCCUCUUCUUGUUGGAAAGAUCCUAUAUACACCGGACACUCCAGCCACAAGGCAGGUUAUGGCCGAGGUGAAUAAAACCUUCCAAGAACUGGCUGUAUUUCAUGAUAUGGAAGGCAUGUGGCAAGAGCUCAGCCCCAAGAUCUGGACCUUCAUGGAGAGCAGCUCAGAAAUGGACCUUGUCCGGACGCUGUUGAACAGCAGAGGCAGUGACCACUUUUGGGAAAAGCGAUUGGAAGGCUUAGAUUGGACAGCCAAAGAUAUCGUGGCAUUUCUGGCUAAGCACCCAGAGGAUGUCCAGUCCACGAAUGGCUCCACGUACACCUGGAGAGAAGCCUUCAAUGAGACCAACCAGGCAGUCCAGACCAUCUCUCGCUUCAUGGAGUGUGUGAACCUGAACAAGAUAGAACCAGUCGCAACAGAGGCUCGACUCAUCAACAAGUCUAUGGAGCUGCUGGAUGAGCGGAAGUUCUGGGCUGGGAUCGUGUUUCCUGGAAUCACCCCAGGCAGUGUCGAGCUGCCCCAUCACGUCAAGUAUAAGAUCCGGAUGGACAUCGACAAUGUGGAGAGGACGAACAAGAUCAAGGAUGGGUACUGGGACCCUGGUCCUCGGGCUGACCCCUUUGAGGAUAUGCGGUACGUCUGGGGGGGCUUCACCUACUUGCAGGAUGUGGUGGAGCAGGCAAUCAUCAGAGUGCUGACGGGUAUGGAGAAGAAAACUGGCGUCUACAUGCAGCAGAUGCCCUACCCCUGUUACGUCGAUGACAUCUUCCUGCGGGUCAUGAGCCGGUCAAUGCCCCUCUUCAUGACCCUGGCCUGGAUUUACUCGGUGGCUGUGAUCAUCAAGGGCAUCGUGUAUGAGAAGGAGGCGCGGCUGAAGGAGACUAUGCGCAUCAUGGGCCUGGACAAUGGCAUCCUCUGGUUUAGCUGGUUCAUCAGUAGCCUCAUCCCUCUGCUUGUGAGCGCCGGCCUGCUGGUGGUCAUCCUGAAAUUGGGAAACCUGCUGCCCUACAGCGACCCCAGCGUGGUGUUCGUCUUUCUGUCCGUGUUCGCCGUGGUGACCAUCCUGCAGUGCUUCCUGAUCAGCACGCUCUUCUCCAGAGCCAACCUGGCGGCAGCCUGUGGGGGUAUCAUUUACUUCACGCUCUACCUGCCCUACGUCCUGUGUGUGGCGUGGCAAGACUACGUGGGCUUCUCUCUCAAGAUCGCUAGCCUGCUGUCUCCUGUGGCUUUUGGGUUUGGCUGUGAAUACUUCGCCCUUUUCGAGGAGCAGGGCAUCGGGGUGCAGUGGGACAACCUCUUUGAGAGCCCCAUGGAGGAAGAUGGCUUCAACCUCACCACCUCAGUCUCCAUGAUGCUCUUUGACACCUUCCUCUACGGGGUGAUGACCUGGUACAUCGAGGCUGUGUUUCCUGGCCAAUAUGGAAUCCCCAGACCUUGGUAUUUCCCUUGCACUAAGUCGUACUGGUUCGGUGAGGAGAGUGAUGAGAAGAGCCACCCUGGUUCCAGCCAGAAGGGACCAUCAGAAAUCUGCAUGGAGGAGGAGCCCACCCACCUGAAGCUGGGUGUGUCCAUUCAGAACCUGAUGAAGGUUUACCGAGAUGGCAUGAAGGUGGCCGUCGACGGCCUAGCCCUGAAUUUCUAUGAAGGCCAGAUUACCUCCUUCCUGGGCCACAAUGGAGCCGGAAAGACCACCACCAUGUCAAUCCUGACAGGGUUGUUCCCUCCCACCUCGGGUACUGCCUACAUUCUGGGAAAAGACAUUCGCUCCGAGAUGAGCACCAUCCGGCAGAACCUGGGGGUCUGUCCCCAGCAUAACGUGCUGUUUGACAUGCUGACUGUUGAAGAGCACAUCUGGUUCUAUGCCCGCCUGAAAGGGCUCUCGGAGAAGCACGUGAAGGCCGAGAUGGAGCAGAUGGCCCUGGAUGUCGGCUUGCCACCCAGCAAACUGAAAAGCAAAACAAGUCAGCUGUCAGGAGGAAUGCAGAGAAAGCUGUCUGUGGCCUUGGCCUUUGUCGGGGGAUCCAAGGUUGUCAUUCUGGAUGAGCCCACAGCUGGUGUGGACCCUUACUCCCGCAGGGGAAUUUGGGAGCUGCUGCUGAAAUAUCGACAAGGCCGCACCAUCAUUCUCUCCACACACCACAUGGAUGAGGCGGACAUCCUGGGGGACAGGAUUGCCAUCAUUUCCCAUGGGAAGCUGUGCUGCGUGGGCUCCUCCCUGUUCCUGAAGAACCAGCUGGGGACAGGCUACUACCUGACCCUGGUCAAGAAGGAUGUGGAGUCCUCCCUCAGCUCGUGCAGAAAUAGCAGUAGCACUGUGUCGUACCCGAAAAAGGAGGACAGUGUUUCUCAGAGCAGUUCUGAUGCUGGCCUGGGCAGCGACCAUGAAAGUGACACACUGACCAUCGACGUCUCCGCUAUCUCCAACCUCAUCAGGAAGCAUGUGGCCGAGGCCCGGCUGGUGGAAGACAUUGGACAUGAGCUGACCUACGUGCUGCCCUACGAAGCUGCCAGAGAGGGAGCCUUUGUGGAACUCUUCCAUGAGAUUGACGACCGGCUCUCAGACCUGGGCAUCUCCAGUUAUGGCAUCUCAGAGACCACCCUGGAAGAAAUAUUCCUCAAAGUGGCUGAAGAGAGUGGGGUGGACGCUGAGACCUCAGAUGGCACCCUCCCAGCGAGACGAAACAGACGGGUCUUCGGGGACAAGCAGAGCUGUCUUCGCCCAUUCACUGAAGACGAUGCUGCUGAUCCAAAUGAUUCCGACGUAGACCCAGAAUCCAGGGAAACAGACCUGCUCAGCGGUAUGGACGGCAAGGGCUCCUACCAAGUGAAGGGCUGGAAACUCACUCAGCAGCAGUUUGUGGCCCUUUUGUGGAAGAGGCUGCUGAUUGCCAGGCGGAGUCGGAAGGGAUUUUUUGCUCAGAUUAUCCUGCCAGCUGUGUUUGUCUGCAUUGCCCUAGUGUUCAGCUUGAUUGUGCCACCCUUUGGCAAGUACCCCAGCCUGGAACUUCAGCCCUGGAUGUACAACGAACAGUACACAUUUGUCAGUAAUGAUGCACCUGAGGACGUGGGCACCCAGGAACUCUUGAAUGCCCUCACCAGAAAGCCUGGCUUCGGGACCCGGUGUAUGGAAGGGAACCCAAUCCCAGACAAGCCCUGCUUGGUGGGGGAGAAGGAAUGGAUCACUGCCCCAGUUCCCCAGACCAUCAGGGACCUCUUCCAAAAUGGGAACUGGACGAUGGCGAACCCCUCCCCUGCCUGCCAGUGUAGCAGUGAUAAAAUCAAGAAGAUGCUGCCAGUGUGUCCCCUGGGGGCAGGGGGGCUGCCUCCUCCACAGAGAAAACAGAACACCGCGGACAUCCUUCAGAACCUGACGGGAAGAAACAUUUCGGAUUACCUGGUGAAGACCUAUGUGCAGAUCAUAGCCAAAAGCUUAAAGAACAAGAUCUGGGUGAAUGAGUUUAGGUAUGGUGGGUUUUCCCUGGGUGCCAGUAAUUAUCAGUCACUUCCUCCGAGUGAAGAAGUUAAUGAUGCCAUCAAGCAAAUGAAGAAACACUUGAAGGUAGCCAAGGACAGCUCUGCAGAUCGAUUUCUCAGCAACUUGGGAAGGUUCAUGACAGGACUGGACACGAAAAAUAACGUCAAGGUGUGGUUCAAUAACAAGGGCUGGCAUGCCAUCAGUUCUUUCUUGAAUGUCAUCAACAAUGCCAUUCUUCGGGCCAACCUGCAGAAGGGAGAGAACCCCAGCCAGUAUGGGAUUACUGCUUUCAAUCACCCCCUGAACCUCACCAAGCAGCAGCUCUCAGAAGUGGCUCUGAUGACCACAUCGGUGGAUGUCCUCGUCUCCAUCUGUGUCAUCUUUGCGAUGUCCUUCGUCCCAGCCAGCUUUGUUGUGUUCCUGAUCCAGGAGCGGGUCAGCAAAGCCAAGCACCUGCAAUUCAUCAGCGGAGUGAAGCCUGUCAUCUACUGGCUCUCCAACUUUGUCUGGGACAUGUGCAACUAUGUGGUCCCCGCCACGCUGGUCAUUAUCAUCUUUAUCUGCUUCCAGCAGAAGUCCUAUGUAUCCUCCACCAACCUGCCUGUGCUAGCACUUCUCCUUCUGCUGUAUGGGUGGUCCAUCACACCUCUCAUGUACCCCGCCUCCUUCGUGUUCAAGAUCCCCAGCACAGCCUACGUGGUCCUCACCAGCGUGAACCUCUUCAUCGGCAUCAAUGGCAGUGUGGCCACUUUUGUGCUGGAGCUCUUCACCAACAACAAGCUGAAUAACAUCAAUGAUAUCCUGAAGUCUGUGUUCUUGAUCUUCCCACAUUUUUGCCUGGGACGGGGGCUCAUUGACAUGGUGAAAAACCAGGCAAUGGCUGAUGCCUUGGAAAGGUUUGGGGAGAAUCGCUUUGUCUCGCCCCUGUCUUGGGACUUGGUGGGGCGAAACCUCUUCGCCAUGGCCGUGGAAGGGGUGGUGUUCUUCCUCAUCACAGUGCUGAUUCAGUACAGAUUCUUCAUCAGACCCAGACCUGUAAAGGCAAAGCUUCCUCCUCUGAAUGAUGAGGAUGAAGAUGUGAGGCGGGAAAGACAGAGAAUUCUUGAUGGUGGAGGACAGAAUGAUAUCUUGGAAAUCAAGGAGUUGACUAAGAUAUAUAGAAGGAAGAGGAAGCCUGCUGUUGACAGGAUUUGCGUUGGCAUUCCUCCUGGCGAGUGCUUUGGACUUCUGGGUGUUAAUGGGGCUGGAAAAUCAUCAACUUUCAAGAUGUUAACUGGCGAUACCACUGUUACUGGAGGAGAUGCUUUUCUUAACAAAAAUAGUAUCUUAUCAAACAUCCACGAAGUACAUCAGAACAUGGGCUAUUGCCCUCAGUUUGAUGCCAUCACAGAGCUACUGACUGGAAGAGAACAUGUGGAGUUCUUUGCCCUCUUGAGAGGAGUCCCGGAGAAAGAAGUUGGCAAGGUUGGUGAGUGGGCGAUUCGGAAACUGGGCCUCGUGAAGUAUGGAGAGAAAUAUGCUGGGAACUACAGUGGAGGCAACAAGCGCAAGCUCUCAACAGCCAUGGCUUUGAUCGGUGGGCCCCCUGUGGUCUUUCUGGAUGAACCGACCACAGGCAUGGAUCCCAAAGCCCGGCGAUUCUUGUGGAAUUGUGCCCUAAGUAUCGUCAAGGAAGGAAGAUCAGUAUUGCUUACAUCUCAUAGUAUGGAAGAAUGUGAAGCUCUUUGCACCAGGAUGGCAAUUAUGGUCAAUGGGAGGUUCAGGUGUCUUGGCAGUGUCCAACAUCUGAAAAAUAGGUUUGGAGAUGGUUAUACGAUAGUUGUACGAAUAGCAGGGUCCAACCCUGACCUGCAGCCGGUCCAGGAGUUCUUUGGACAUGCCUUUCCGGGAAGCGUCCUGAAGGAGAAGCACCGGAACAUGCUGCAGUACCAGCUUCCCUCGUCCCUGUCCUCCCUGGCCAGGAUAUUCAGCGUCCUUUCCCAGAGCAAAAAGCGACUCCACAUAGAAGACUACUCAGUUUCUCAGACAACACUUGACCAAGUAUUUGUAAACUUUGCCAAGGACCAAAGUGAUGAUGACCACUUAAAGGACCUGUCAUUACAUAAAAACCAGACAGUAGUGGAUGUUGCUGUUCUCACAUCUUUUCUGCAGGAUGAGAAAGUGAAAGAAAGUUACGUGUGAGGAAUCCUGUUCCUAUGGGGCGACUGAAAGAAAGGAGGAGCUAGGCCUUCCUUUGUACCAUGCGAAGUGUUCCAGAGGAAAGAGCUGGAAGAUUUUGUGGGAAGAAGCAAACUGGAUACUGUACUGAUACUAUUCAAUGCAAUGCAAUUCAAUGCAAUGAAAAAAAAAAAAAUUCCAUUACAAGGGCAGUGCCUUUGUAGCCUAUGUCUUGUAUGGCUUGUGAAAAAGACUUGAAUUUAGUUUAUUACCUUAAGACUCAUGUGAGACGCUAGUAUGGAACCCAGUGGACAUAUGGGUUUGACGUACUUUUUUGUUCCUUUGUCUUCUAACUGGGAUUGCAACAAUAAUUCAUCAAGUAAUCAUGGCCAGUGAUUAUUUAUCAAAAUCAAAAGGCAUGCACAUCCUCGUUCAUUAAGCCGUGCCAUGCCAGGAGCCUGGCUUCCCGGUGACACUGCCACUGCUGGCAAUGAGUGUACCAGAAUUACGAGUGCCAAGUUGCUCAGAAGGGCUAAAGCACCACGGUAUGUCAUGCACACUUUUAUGAAAGCUGCUCUACUCAGAGUCUAUACCUGACAUCAUCAAAUAGCAGGUGACAAAAUGGUGCCAUGUGUGGGGUAAGCCCUGCUUUGAUUCCCUCUCUGACGAGCUGCUGUGGUGGUGGUACUGUGCAACUUUUAACAUGCAAAUUACAUGGUAACAUGGAAAAGUGAGAUUUGGUUCCAUUGUUGUCCCUUGCUUGGUACCAUGAAUCUGUCUCCAAGGUUCUCUUUCUGGGACUCUUGAAAUAUAUUUAGAUCCUGGUAAGAACAGUCAGCGACCACAUUGUUGGGGUUGCAAACCGCGGAGGCCAGGGAGGGAGGCCUAUGUGCAUUUGUCCUGAUUGUCUACUAUCACGGUACCCGCACCUCAAGAUGUUAUUUGAUACAAGUGUAGUAUUAUUUCUGGCUUUUCGAAUUAAUCUAGGAUAGGAAAAGAUAGAGUCGUAUUUUGACAAAAGUCUUUGUUCUUUUAAUGUUAUUUAGAAUUGUAAGUUCUGUCAGUGACUUCUAAAACCUUGGAAUGGCCUCUUUAUAGAACCCUGUGGUAGAGAGGCAUAUGGCCACACUGCCUCUCUAGCUUUAUUUUCUCAUGUAAGUUUGCAAAUGGAUCUUCUGACUAAUGCCUGGGGACUAGAAAACAGUGUGAUGGCUAAGAUCUCAUGACAUCAUAUUUAUGUUUCUGUAAGUUUGUUUAGAAUAUUUUUAGUAUCUUGUGCAUUAACCAAGUAUUUUUUUGAGUGUAUAACUGAGUAUGUAUGGAUGGCGUGGGGAGAAAUUAUGUCUCAGUAGAUUUCCUGUGCCAUGUUCUUCAGCUCUCUGGUUUACAAAUAUAGGUUAGUUGGUUGUGUGUGUGUGUGUGUGGUUGUGGGAACCCACUAAAAGAAUAUUGGGCAGUCCACUUUUUGAAAAUAGCAACAAUGCAAAAGCCGAGAAAGUUUAAGUGUCAUAAAAGUACGAGAGUAACAAUGAAUACUUUCACAGAGAAGACAGCUAGCUUCAAAACUCGUUGAACAGCACAAAACCUGUGCUUAUGGCAUUUAGUACCUGCAGAUAAUUGGCUUUGAAGAUCUCAGAUACCCGAUUCUGACAAUCUUAGGUUUUUCAUCUCUUUAAUCAUUUAACCUAUCAUGAAAAAAACACAGGAAAUGCCCCCACACGAAGAUGAUUUCAGACUUUUCUGACCCAGUUUUAUUUUUUCAGUCAGUAAACACUUGUUAAAAAUGUUACUGCAUUCGUGCUUAAUGUCAUCUGUCUUGAGACAACAAAAAUAUGAGAGAACGACUAUUUGAAGUUAAAGUGAUCUUUCAAUAUCAUUACUAAUGUCUCCUCCUUUAAGAAAAUUUAAAUAUUAACUCUAAAGAUAUUCAGAACUGUCCCAAGUCUUUAUUUUUUUCUUUUAAAAUUUACUAAAUGUUAUGUAACUUAUUGUUCUGAAAAAAAUGACUUUUAGAAAUUAAUGCCAAUAUUUUCUAAAAUAGUAAACAGGUAAUGAAGACAUUUUUUUUUCUAAUACCUAUUGUCAUGAGAUCAUUAUAUUUUAUGCUAUCUUUAAUGAUAUAAAAUUCAUGGAAUAAUUGUUUCUCCUUAAUAUUUUUCAAAAUCAAGUUUCUAUUUUCUCAUUUCCCUAGAAUCACGUUCUACUUCUAUAAACCAUGAGCAGCUCCUUUCUUUUACUUCAAGGCCAUAUUAAAAACAAAAUCAAAAGACACUGUGAACUACUUUGAAAAAAAAUACGUUUCAAUGCAGAUUUAAAGGGUUUCUUAAGCUAGAAACAAUCUACAGCUAUUUAUUCAUCUACUUCAUUAAUAUUGUUACCUUUUAGAAUAUCCAAAUAGUUUUUAAAAUUUUUGUGUGUAAGCCUAAUUAUAGCAGAAAUUUUUACCAAAUCUCUGCUCAGUUAUGUAAAAUUUCUGUAUAAUCUCUGUGGGAAUAUAAUCGUGAGUUUCAAAAAAAUUCUCAAGUGUUCAAAGACUUCAGCUUUUGCUUCUUUUGGACACCUUAAACCUUAUUAACUGUGAAUACAAAAGAAAACAAUAACAAAGCCCUCUAUACACAAAUACCCAGCAUAGGUCAUUGUUUAAAUAACAAAUAGCCAGACCUCAAACGACUGCAUUUCAGUAUCUGUGCUGAAAGCAUAUGCAUUGUGACUAUUAAAUAUUGCACAUCAUUCACUGUAAUCAUUGCUAAAGGGAUUGGUCUGUUUUCUUCUUGUGGUUGUAUAUAUCAGGUAAAAUUUUUUUCCAAAGAGCCAUGUGUCAUAUAGAAUUACUUUGAUACUGAGAUAGUAAUUUUUAUUUUUUACCCUUGUUACUAUUUACUAGUAAUAAUAUAGUACUAUAGUAAUACUGCUCUAAUUCUCUUCAAAAAUGUUGCAUCCCUUUUUAUAGAAUGUUUAUACUUCCAUAAGGUUUGAGUAUUCUUUUGUCCCUUCCAGUAUCCUAGGAUGAAACUAGGUUUUCAUGCUUUUUCUUUAUCAUUGGCCCUUCAUUCCAAGCACUUUAUGCUGUCUGUAAUGGGAUCUAUUUUUGCACUGGAAUAUCUGAGAAUUGCAAAACUAGACAAAAGUUUCACAAUAGAUUUCUAAGUUAAAUCAUUUUCAUUAAAAGAAAAAAAAAUUUUGUAUUGUCAAUAACUUUAUAUGAAGUAUUAAAGGCAUAUUUCUAUGUUGUAAAGUCACAAAAUAAAGCUGUGACAGUUCU